AAAUGGCACCGAGCAGUUGGUGCAGGGAAACGGAGCAGCCGUCCCCGAGCCGCGCACACGUCCUCCCAUGGAGCUCUUUGAGACCAACCCUUACUUUUUCCCGGAGCAGAGGUUUUACGAUGGGGAAAACUUCCUGGGCUCCCGCUUGCAGAGCUAUGAGGCAGCCGCAUUUCCUGAGCGGCCCGAAGUGGCUCUGUGCCCCGAAAGCAGAGGGGCUUUGGAGGAGAAGGACUCAAUGCUACCCGAGCACUGCCCUGGGCAAUGCUUACCGUGGGCUUGCAAAAUCUGCAAGCGCAAAACCGUGUCCAUCGACCGGCGUCGGGCGGCCACGCUGCGGGAGAAGCGGAGGCUGAAAAAGGUGAACGAAGCCUUCGAGGCGCUGAAGCGCAGCACUCUGCUCAACCCCAACCAGAGGCUGCCCAAGGUGGAGAUCCUGCGCAGCGCCAUCCAGUACAUCGAGCGCCUGCAGAGCCUGCUCAGCAGCCUCAACCAGCAGGAGCGCGAGCAGAGGGAGCUGCGCUACCGCCCUGCUGCACCACAACCUGCUGCACCAAGUGAGUGCGUGCCUUAGGCUGUAGCUGGUGGU
Molecule: messenger RNA, 586 nt
Organism: Meleagris gallopavo (turkey)
Lineage: Eukaryota; Metazoa; Chordata; Aves; Galliformes; Phasianidae
Source: RefSeq, a predicted model, not a curated record